Messenger RNA from Pistacia vera, 2296 nucleotides. RefSeq names its product DExH-box ATP-dependent RNA helicase DExH1-like. Gene Ontology annotation, molecular function: RNA binding. The record is from RefSeq and is a predicted model, not a curated record. Bases 1 to 2007 code for a protein of 668 amino acids. The transcript is spliced from 11 exons. Gene Ontology annotation, cellular component: nucleus; intracellular anatomical structure. NCBI's taxonomy places the organism in Eukaryota, Viridiplantae, Streptophyta, Magnoliopsida, Sapindales, Anacardiaceae.
AUGGAUUUGGCAAAAUUCCACCUGGUUGAGGACCCAGAUUUAAACCAUGUGAGCCAUUUGCUAGUUGAUGAAAUUCAUGAAAGAGGAAUGAAUGAAGACUUUUUGUUAAUAAUUUUGUGUGACCUUCUUCCCCGGCGUCCAGAUCUCCGUCUCAUCCUGAUUAGUGCUACCAUUAAUGCUGACUUGUUCUCCAAAUAUUUUGGAAAUGCCCCAACUAUACACAUUCCGGGAUUGACUUUUCCUGUGGCAGAUUUAUUUCUAGAAGAUGUUUUGCAGAAAACCCAUUACAACAUAAAGUCAGAGUUUGACAGCUUCCAGGGAAACUCAAGAAGAAAAAGGAGAGAGCAAGAUUCAAAGAAAGAUCAUUUAACUGCUUUAUUUGAGGAUGUUGAUAUUGAUUCUACCUAUAAAAAUUACAGUGCAUCUACUCGAGCAUCUCUUGAAGCUUGGUCAGGUUCACAGCUUGAUUUGGGUUUGGUGGAGUCAACAGUUGAAUAUAUCUGUCGCCAUGAAGGUGAUGGAGCAAUUCUUGUAUUCCUCUCGGGUUGGGAUGAGAUUUGUAAGCUACUUGACAAGAUUAAAGUAAACAGAUUUCUUGGAGAUCCGAGCAAGUUUCUAGUCCUUCCUGUACAUGGUUCAAUGCCAACCAUCAAUCAACGUGAAAUAUUUGACCGUCCGCCCCCUAACAAGAGAAAAAUUGUUCUGGCGACAAAUAUUGCAGAGAGUAGUAUCACCAUAGAUGAUGUUGUGUAUGUUGUAGACUGUGGAAAGGCAAAGGAAACCAGCUAUGAUGCUCUAAACAAGUUGGCUUGCCUGUUGCCAUCAUGGAUUUCAAAGGCUUCAGCACGUCAGAGAAGAGGUCGUGCUGGCCGUGUUCAACCUGGGGUUUGUUAUAAAUUGUAUCCAAGAAUAAUCCACGAUUCAAUGCUUGAAUAUCAGCUGCCUGAAAUUCUUCGUACACCUUUGCAAGAGCUGUGCCUCCAUAUCAAAAGCUUGCAGCUUGGAACUGUUGGGUCUUUUUUGGCAAAGGCACUUCAGCCUCCAGAUGCCCUGUCUGUUCAAAAUGCAAUUGAACUUCUUAAAACAAUUGGAGCUUUAGAUGAUAUGGAAGACCUUACUCCACUUGGACGCCAUCUCUGCACACUGCCUGUGGAUCCAAAUAUCGGAAAGAUGCUUCUAAUGGGAGCCAUCUUUCAAUGCCUCAAUCCCGCUUUAACAAUUGCGGCUGCCCUUGCACACCGUGAUCCAUUUGUCCUUCCAAUAAAUAGGAAAGAGGAAGCUGAUGCAGCAAAAAGAUCAUUUGCCGGUGAUUCUUGCAGUGACCACAUAGCACUUCUCAAAGCAUUUGAAGGUUAUAAGGAUGCAAAAUGCAAUAGAAGGGAAAGAGAUUUCUGUUGGGAAAAUUAUCUAUCUCCAGUAACCUUGCAGAUGAUGGAGGAUAUGAGAAACCAGUUUCUGGAUCUACUAUCAGAUAUAGGCUUUGUGAACAAAUCCAAGGGUGCUAAUGCUUACAACCAGUAUAGCCAUGAUUUGGAGAUGGUAUGUGCAAUCUUGUGUGCUGGGCUCUACCCAAAUGUUGUACAAUGCAAAAGAAGAGGAAAGCGUACGGCAUUCUACACAAAAGAAGUUGGGAAAGUGGACAUCCAUCCCGCUUCCGUUAAUGCUGGGAUUCAUACUUUCCCUCUGCCUUACAUGGUUUACAGUGAAAAGGUGAAGACAACUAGUAUCUUUAUCCGAGAUUCGACAAACAUAUCAGAAUAUGCUUUGUUACUAUUUGGUGGCAAUCUCAUUCCAAGCAAAACUGGGGAGGGUAUUGAAAUGCUUGGUGGUUACCUUCAUUUCUCUGCAUCAAAGAGUGUGUUAGAGUUGAUACGGAAAUUGCGAGGGGAGCUUGACAAGCUUUUGAAUAGGAAGAUUGAGGAACCAGGGUUCGACCUUUCUGUGGAGGGAAAGGGAGUGGUUUCUGCUGUGGUUGAGUUACUGCAUAGUCAAAAUGUACACUACUAAUCUUCUAUGUUUUUUCGGGACCAACAACCAACAACCAUAAGAUAAUAGGAAUCUUGCUAUUCUUUUUCCCCCAAAUAUAGUAAUCUAAAUUUUGAAGAUUUGCUUAUUAUUUUUUCCCCUCUUUUGGUAGAAAUCAAUUUAUAAGUUGGGUGAAUGUAUUAUUAAAUGACACUUCUAGAUAUCUCAGGGUUAGCAAUGAUAUGGAAGAACUCGUUAGAUUUUGCAACCUGUGAAGAUUUUGUUUAGACAGUAAAGUAAAAUUCUCGCCAUCUUCUCUUUUUUGAUAACA